This is a messenger RNA of Cajanus cajan (pigeon pea), 3720 nucleotides long. RefSeq lists its product as uncharacterized. Lineage: Eukaryota; Viridiplantae; Streptophyta; Magnoliopsida; Fabales; Fabaceae. The record is from RefSeq and is a predicted model, not a curated record.
UCUGCGAAACUCGUGUGUGUUGGACUUGAGAUAACAAAACGCAAUAUUUGACAAGAUACUUGCCAUUUGCAAUGCAGUUGCAAUCCCUUAUUUAUCGCAAUCUCUUUCUCCCUUUCGUUACAGUUUCAAUUUCAAUUUCGCAGCAUCUUCCUCUGCAAUCUCGCUUAUAAAUUCCGAUCAACCCCAACAAGUUUCAAACUUUUCUUAUCAUCAUCACCUCUCACUCCGAAUUCUGCAAGCAUGAAGGGUGUUGGAUCGUACCCUGAUUGGCCAUAUUACGCGUCCCCAAGUUCAAAUUUAUCAGCUUUUGCGGCGCCCUUUAGUGUCAAUCCUUACACUGCCACUGAUGUUUCAUCUCACUUGAUGGGUCCAGCUGAAUCCGCAGAAACCGUGCCCCCAAUUCACUUCCCCUCUUAUGGCUACGAUUUCUUUUCAAACCCUGUGAGAGAAUUGGGUUCCAGUGCUCAAUUUCCUCAUGUGGGUUUGGCUUCUUAUGCGCCAAGAUCAAGUUUUGUUGAUGCACAACCCUACCGUGCUCCCUAUGAUCAAGCUUCUUCCGUGACACCUUAUCAUUGGCCUCCUGGGACAUCCUCUUUGGAUUGGCCCUCUCUCGCGGAUGCUAGCAAAUCGCCCGAAUUAGGGUUUUCUGGUGAGAGUGCUGUUCCGUGGGACCCCUUUCCUGAGUUCAAUGUGAAACAGGUUGGACUUGGGAGCAGUCUCACCCCAAUGAAUACAAAUGCUGCUGGAUUGACUGUUGAAGAAAGGAUGAACCAAAACCAAGGGAAUCAAGACGUGAAGGAUUCUGCUAGUGAUGAGGUUCCUCAUAAGAUUGAUUGGGAAAAGAACAUUGUGCCUGCAAGUGGAAGUUAUUUACCUGAUACAUCUGGCUGGUGGAGAGCUAUGAAACCCAUGUCGGUUGAAUGUUUAGGUUUAGGUGCAUCUGCUUUUCCAUUCCCUUCAAUGUCUCCUGAAACUCUUCAAGAGGCCCCUUUGAAAGUAGUUGCUGAUUCAGAAAAAAAUCAUUUAUCGAACAAUGAUUCAUAUGACAGGCACUCGAGGGGUGUUGAUAAAUCAUCAAGAGUUGAUACUGUUCCUUCAAUGCCUAGAACAGAGUUGGUCACAAAUUUGAAUAUUGACAAUAUUAUUGAAGAUGAACAUGUUGGGCACAAUGAUUUCUAUAAUACAAAGGAUGCUUAUCACAUUCCUAAUUCUGGAACUAGUGGUUGCUUUGAUUCAUCUUAUCUCCAUUUGCAUCUAGGAAGAAAUGAGUCUUCCUCAUCAAGCAAAGCAAUGAUUUCAGACAAUAAUGUUUCAAGGGAUGUUGUUGAUUUUUUAUUCAGAGGAGGGCAUGAAUUUCAAAAUCCUUGUGCAAAUGUGGAUAGUUCAAGCUUGAGCUUCAGUGCUAUUGCAGCUCCCAAUUUUGUUGUGAAAUCUUUCGAGGAUGGUGACCGAUGCAAUCCUGCUGAAGACUCACCUUGCUGGAAGGGAUCCUCUGCUGGUCACUUUUCUCAAUCUGAACCUUCUGUGGCUCUGCCACAAGAAUGUGUAUGCAACAAGGAAGAGAGCUUUGAUUCUAGCAUUCGGCCUCAGAAUUAUCUGCUUGAUACAGAAAACAAUAUGAAAAAAUUGCAUGAAAAUUCCAAUGGCUAUCUGCCAAGUUCAGCAUGUUCUCCAAGGAAAUUUUCAUUAACAAAGUUUUCAUCUGAAGAUUGCAAAGCAGGUGGUGCUGUGAAUGGAGCUUUUCAACCUGAGCCGAGAUGUGAUCACAGGCUUCAAUUUCAGGAUAUUAUCAAAAUGAAGGAAAAUAAUGUGUCACCAGCCAAGCCAACCGACAGUGAGUCUGGAUCUUCUUACACAGAACAUCAAGUAGUAGAUGAAUCUUCUCACAAAGAACAUCAAGUUGUAGAGGAGAACAAAUUGAUGUGUCUAAAACAGCACACUGCAAGCCAUCAUGCCAUGUCCUCACCUUCUUCAGUAGUAGAUACAACUAUUGCACCUGAAAAUUCAGCUGGGAAAGUAUCAACUGAAAAAUUAAAUGUCCAAAUGCUGGUUGAUACAAUGAAAAAUUUAUCAGAAUUGCUUCUUUAUCAUUGCUUAAAUAAUACCUGUGAAUUGAAAGAGCGAGAUUGCAGUCUCCUUGAAAAUGUGGUCAAUAAUCUUAAAACAUGUGCUUUAAAGAAUGCUGAACAGAUCGAACAAAUUGCCCCGGCUCAAGCAUGUCUUUUCAAUCAAUCAGAAACUUCUAAGUGUGCUGGAGAUUCAUGUGAGUUUCAACAGAAUGCAAGUUGUUCCAAGAGGCCACAAUUAACCAAGAUAGGACCAGAGACCUCCAAGUUAGAGUUUGAGAAUCCACUUGUUGCAGAGGCAAAGUUGCAUUUCAGGUCUGGGAAACCACUUGGGAAGCUUUCAGAUUCCAUUUCCCCAAGGGAUGAUACAGAAAUGACAAAGGUUGAUAACAUGACCAAGGAUCUGAAGAGGAUUCUUAGCGAGAAUUUCCAUCAUGAUGAUGAAGGAGCAGAGCCUCAUACUGUAUUAUAUAAGAACCUAUGGCUUGAGGCUGAAGCUGCACUGUGUUCUGUCUAUUACAAGGCUCGCUAUAAUCAAAUAAAGAUUGAAAUGGAUAAACUCUCUUACAAGGAAAAAGAGAUGGAGAAGCAAUCAAAAUCUGAGUUUGUUCCAACUUUGAGCCAAAGUCAGAGUUCUGCAAAUAAAGUGUAUAAUUAUCCAAACACUGAUUUGCCUGCUUUGAAAUUGCCUGUCUUGGAUUCUACCAAUCCAGAGGAACUAUCUUGUUUGAUUUUUUCCACUAAUAUGAACAAGCCUAAGAUGAGACCAUGUGAAGGAAAAGGUGGUCAAGACCCAGAUAGCUUUAUCCAUAAUUAUAACGUUUCUUGCUCAGACAAGGAGGCUGAAAGAAAUGAUAAGGCUUCUGUCAUGGCCAGAUACCAAGUUCUCAAAGCUCGGGUUGACCACUCAUGCAUUGAUACUACUACCAAUGUGGAGGAACCAUUAGAGAGAGCAGACAAGUCAGAGCCUAAAGGGAGGGAUAAUCAAAUCCAAGUCAGUUCCUGCCAAGAUCUUCCUGUUCCUGAAAAGAAUGGGACCGAUUACGAGGCAUCUGUUGGGGCAAGGUUUCAUAUUCUGAAAUCCCGGGUUGAAGGUUCAAGUUCUAUUUCUUCAGAAGGCACACUGUUUGAUGGAGUUGGAUUUGCUGGCAAAGAAAUGGAUGACACAACAAUUGCCAAAAAUGUUUCUGAAGGUAAAAGUUUGGACGUCCAUGUAAAUCCUGCAGUGGUGAAUCUCAAUUCCUACACUUCUAUGGACAAGUCAAUCUCAAAUGAGUUUCAUCUGUGUUUGGAGGAAAAUCAAGAAAUUCAGCCUUCUUGUGAGCUUUCUACUUACUCCUCAGAUGGCUUUGCAUCAGAUUGGGAACAUGUGGAGAAAAGCUCGUAGGGCUGCUUUUGAAGAAACCUUUAAAAGUUUGGUUAUAUGGUUCAAUAAAUGUUUAUGUUUGAUUAUAUGACUGAAUAAAUGUUUAUGGGUUAGACAUUUUUAUUAUCCUUAUUGGACAUGCAUAUUGUAGAAUUUGGUCUUAAGGCUCUGUCCUAUCUGUAUAUAACGAUGUCCGACUUCUUAUUUUUUAUUAAUAUAAUAUGUGCUUGCUCACUUGCACAUGUUGAUAAAUAAGUGCAAGUGAUAGAAAAGUUGUCAAUUUGUCAA